Molecule: messenger RNA, 1038 nt
Organism: Symbiodinium natans
Lineage: Eukaryota; Dinophyceae; Suessiales; Symbiodiniaceae
Source: the annotation of a GenBank genome assembly
AUGGCAACGGCUCUUAUCCUCCGGACAAACUUGAACCAAGGGGUUCCUGGCCCUGAACAUUUCGAGCUGCGACAACUCCCACGUCCACAGAUAGGAGAUGGAAUUUUGGUGCAGCUUCUCGUCGUAAGUGCUGACCCAUACAUGCGGUACCGGAUACGAUCUGACGGGGACUACAAGGCAAAUGCGCCGAUGCUAGGCUUGGUGGCCGGUAAAGUUCUGGAGUCCAAGGUGUCGGAGUGGGAACCGGGAGACCUUUUCGGGGCAGAGCUGCCAUACAUUGACAUCCAGGCAGUGCCAGCAUCUAAGCUUGCAAUGUUCCGACGAUUGACGGGACUCCUCAGCGAGGAGACCAUUAGCCGGGGCAUUGGUGCAUUGGGAAUGCCUGGGUCGACCGCGUACGGUGGAUUGACGGACAUCCUGCGACCGAAGAACGGCGAAGUUCUUUGGGUCAGCGGUGCUGCAGGAGCUGUUGGCUCCAUGGUCGGCAUGAUCGCGAAACACGUGUUUGGUUGCACCGUCAUUGGUUCGGCAGGGGGUCCUGAGAAAUGCAAACUGGUUACUGAGCGGUUCGGCUUUGACCACUGCAUUGAUUACAAGGCCUGCCAGUCGACCAGGGACUUGAUCAUGGCACUGGGCAAGGUCGCCCCUUCCGGCAUCGACAUGUAUUUUGAGAACGUGGGCGGCAUGCACUUUGAAGCAGCGAUGAAAUGUUUGCGGCCGAACGGGCGUGUGGCCGUCUGCGGCGUCAUCUCAGAUUAUAACAACCCCAAGAUGUCUCCCAACAAGAUUUACAUAUCCAACAUGAUCUACACCUCACAGCGGAUCGAAGGCUUUCAGUGCUUCCCCUGGCUUAGUGGCGAGCGCGGAAACUUCCUACAGGACAUGGCCAAGUGGGUUGACGAGGGGAAGGUCAAAGUGGAGGAGACUGUCUUCCAUGGCUUGGAGUCAUUUGGCAGCGCCUUUCGGGCUCUUUUCGAAGGAGGCAACACGGGCAAAGUCGUCGUACGUGUGCAGGCCGGAGCGAAAUCGAAGCUUUGA